CGCAGCAGCUUGAGGGCCCAACUGAUAAAUACCUUACCCUGCGGAUACGAAGAGCAAGCUUGUGCGUCAUGGGCCGCACCCCAACCUUGCUUCUUCUCCACUCUACUUGUCAUUCUGCCAAUCCGCUCACUAACCACAAACCAGUAUACAAUCCCGUACGAAGGCGCGUUCUACCUCCCGCGGCUUCGACUUUCCGUUCGGCUCCUGUUGUAUGUUUUAUGUCUUCUUCGCUGCUAUUUAUUCCGUCGAUUCUUACACAUCGUGGGGGAGGCACUCUCUCGCAGACCGCGCUCGCGCAUACCGAGACGAAAUGAAG
Messenger RNA from Amorphotheca resinae ATCC 22711, 316 nucleotides. RefSeq lists its product as hypothetical. The transcript has a single exon. NCBI's taxonomy places the organism in Eukaryota, Fungi, Ascomycota, Leotiomycetes, Helotiales, Amorphothecaceae. The coding region runs from base 69 to 314 and encodes 81 amino acids. The record is from RefSeq and is a predicted model, not a curated record.